Molecule: messenger RNA, 1713 nt
Organism: Seriola dumerili (greater amberjack)
Lineage: Eukaryota; Metazoa; Chordata; Actinopteri; Carangiformes; Carangidae
Gene: nup50
Product: nucleoporin 50
Exons: 8
Coding region: 147-1607 (486 amino acids)
Biological process (GO): protein import into nucleus
Cellular component (GO): nuclear pore
Source: RefSeq, a predicted model, not a curated record
CGGCGUGAGAGAGGCUCGUUCAAAUCACAGCGGUUUAUUGAUUUUUACCUGUGAAGGUGUUCUACUCACGUUUCUGAAGUGGCCUGCGUCACCUGGAGUUGUCACACAAUCAGUCCGGAUUUACCCUCUAGAAAAGAGCAGGUGGGAUGGCGAAGAGGAUCGCUGACAAAGAGCUAACGGACAGGAACUGGGAUCAGGAGGAGGAGGGAGAGGAGGCGGGGACGUUUUCAGUUGCGAGUGAAGAUGUGUUGAAGAAUCGAGCCAUUAAAAAGGCCAAACGCCGAAACCUCGGAGCUGAGGGGGAGAGUCCAGGAGCGUUCAAAGGUUUUAAAGGCUUUUCUUUGACUGCGGUGGCGACUGCAGCGGCGGCAGCGGCGAGUGGGAGCUCGACUCCCACCCUGUUCUCGGGUUUCGGGAACGGUGGAGGCUUUAAAGGCAUCGGCGGUCUCACCAACGGAAACAGCAUCGCUCCGUCGUUCGGAGGUUUCUCGUCUCCUGCAGCGUCCACUGCUGCUCCAGGUCUGACGUUCAACGGCCCCGCCUCCGCUGACAUCACGGCCAAGCAGACCAAUGGCUCCGCCCCGAGCCCGGCUCAAAGCUCGGGCUCCGGCAGCAGCAGCAGCAGUGUCAGCAACAGGGAGUACAGCCGGCAGCUCACCGCCCUCAACUGCUCGGUGCGGGACUGGAUCACCAAACACGUGAACGACAACCCGCUGUGCGAUCUCAACCCCAUCUUCAGGGAUUAUGAGCGGCACCUGUCCAGCAUCGAGCGGCAGUACGGCGCCGGCUCUGCUGCUCCAGCUGACGGGGGCUGGGAGGAGAAGAAGCAGGGAGGGAUGCUGCCGACCACAGCCACCCCUCCUCCUCCUCCUCCCUCAUCUUCCUCCUCCAGCAGCAGCGGCAGCAGCUCGGCGGCUCCGGCUCCAGGCGCCACUUUGUUCUCCUUUGGUAAAAAAACGACAGAAGACUCGACCCGGGACAAAAGCUCCGCCGCCGCUCCGAUCCCCGCCGGCAUCACGUUUAACUUCGGCCAGAAGGUGGACAGCUCUGUCCUCGGCUCCUUAGGGUCCAAAACCACGACCCCCAGCUUCUCCUUCUCCUCCUCCAGCGCCUCCUCCAGUCAGACCUCCCUGUUCGGAGCUCCUGGAUCCGCCGCUCCUCUGUCCUUCAGCGGGACGAAGGCUGAGGACGCUAAGGCUGCAGACGAGAACGGAGAAGAAGAGUCGGAGGAGCCGCCGAAACCCGACAUCAAAGAGGUGAAAGAGGACGACGCUUUCUACUCAAAGAAGUGUAAAAUGUUCUACAAGAAGGACUCGGAGUUCAAGGAGAAAGGAGUGGGAACUCUGCACCUCAAACAAACAGCGGAGGGAAAAACUCAGUUGCUCAUUCGCGCCGACACCAACCUGGGAAACAUCCUCCUCAACAUCAUGGUGCAGUCGUCCAUGCCGUGCUCUCGGGUCGGUAAGAACAACGUGAUGGUGGUGUGCGUCCCCAACCCGUCCAUCGACGACAAGAACCCCAGCAGCCCCGUCCCCCUCCUCAUCCGGGUCAAGACCGCCGAGGACGCCGACGAGCUCCACAAGAUCCUGGAGGAGAAGAAAGGCUGAACCCCGAGCUUUUAGCAGACUUCACCUGGUCAUCCUCUGACCCCCCACCCCCCCAGACUCAUCACCCUCCUCCUCAUCACGCCGGUUUUAUCCACACACACACACA